This is a messenger RNA of Photinus pyralis (common eastern firefly), 1243 nucleotides long. Its product is annotated as centromere protein F-like. NCBI's taxonomy places the organism in Eukaryota, Metazoa, Arthropoda, Insecta, Coleoptera, Lampyridae. Bases 96 to 1196 code for a protein of 366 amino acids. The transcript has 4 exons. The record is from RefSeq and is a predicted model, not a curated record.
AAUUGCACAGAUUUUUUUUUCAAAAACCAUGCUGUAAAGUUCACUCACCUCACCAGCAUAGAGAUAUGCGUUCAUGUAAUUGUGUAAUAAUUUAGAUGACGAAAGUUUUGUCUAACUCCAAAUUGUCUAAUCCGUCAAAAUUUAUUAGGAAGGUGCUUUCACGGAAUAACACAGAUCAAGUUGAGCCAUCCACGAGCUCUGACUCAAGAAAUAAUCAUUACGACCAGGAGCUUUCCAGUUUAAGGGAGCAAGUGUCGAUCUUGCAAUUAGCUGUAGAUAGUAUGCAAGAGGAUGUCGAGAAAAAAGAAAGGGCAUUGGUGAACUUGGAAAAAGAAAAACAAGAAUUAUACAUUCACUUAAAAAAAGAAAAGCGAUCUAGUACAAAUUUAAAGCAGCAAUUGCAAGAUGAGCGCGACUUUUACUUUAAGGAAAAAGAGCACUACUGUCAGGAGAUGAACGACUGCAGAAAAUUAAAAAAGAAGCUUAGCGAAUCUAUAAUUACCAAGCACGAAAAGGAGACUAACGUCGAAAUAAGGCAGUAUAAAAGUCAAAUUUCUAAAUUGCAGGACGCUUUAAAUCAAACUUUGGAGGCGAAUUACAAUUUAAGCGUUAAAUUUUUACGUAUGAAGAACACAAAGAGCAAUCUUAAACAUCGCUUGAAGCAACACGAUUUGGAUCAUCAAAGAGCAAUGGAAGACUUAGCACAUCAGGUCAAUGAUGUAAAGAAAAGUUUGGAAGAAAUCACAGACAAAAGAUUUACGUUGCCAAUUUCUCCAAGUAACCGAAAAUACUUGCAGGUAAUUAAAGAGAAUGGACUACUGAUGUAUGAUAAUAUGUGCUUAAAAAUGGAAGUUGAUCGCCUAACCGAGAGAAUAGAUCGAAUGAAAUACGUGCAAUCUAACAACGAUUUAAAACAGAAAUACAAAUUCAUCAGUAGGAACGCGGCAACACAAACCGGGAAGCAUCACCCACGAAAUGAUCUAAAUUGUCUAGAGCAAGAGAAGGCCGAUUCUAAAGUGAUUAAAGUUUUUGAACGAACAGAAACGUUGGGCACACCACAAAUCAUUAUGUUAGGAAACGAUGCGCCGGGAAUUCGCACAAAGCUGGAGGAUGCAGAACAUAGAGCAAAUAACUUUGAGCAAUGCUCUUCUACUAGCUCUAGCUUUCGUGCCCAAUCUGCACCAGACAUUAUUUAGUCCUCAGUUAAUUGUAAGCAUUAAUAGAUUUUUGAUAUAGUACGCUA